CUGGCUGUAUUGCUUACAAGAUGGGGCUUCCCAUCCUCCUGCAGUGUGCAGUCAAUGAGAACAAUAUUGUGCACAAAGCUCUUAGCUCCGGACAGUUUUCUCGGCCUUCUGGGGUCGUGAAAACUUGGUCUUCUGCCAUGGACAUUCAGGUUCCUUACAACAUGGAAAGGUUGAUGUACUUGUUCUCAGAUUUUGAUGCACAACUUAUUGCUUCAUUAAUGAAAGAGUUUGAAGAGAAAGGAGUCCUGGAAAUACCAGAAAACUUGAGGCAAAAAAUAGGACAGAUAGUUUCAUCUGACUGGGUGACACAGGACACAACCCUAGCCACCAUGAGAAGUGUCUGGGACACACAUAAGUAUCUUUUAUGUCCACAUAGCGCUGUCGGUGUAGCAGUUGCAUCCCGUGUAAACAGCACUGACGAUUCUAAGGACAAGGCACCUAUCGUAUGCAUUGCUACUGCAAGUCCUGCUAAAUUCCUGGAGUCUCUUGAGGCUGCGAGCAUCUCGUAUACCCCACCUCCCGAGAUAACUGGGUUAGUAAAGAUGCCAACGAAAUGUCUACAAAUGAAAAAGGGAGACAAUUGGGAAGAAAUGCUGAGAAAGACUAUCAUUGAAAUAGGACUGAAGUAAAAACGGCAAUGCGGCAUAUUAAAUAUUCUAGCGGCCAUAAUCUAUAACAAACCUGCAGAUGCGAACGUUACGUUCGAUGCAUAGAUAAUUUUUCGUACGAUUUGUUUAUCAAUUUAAUGAUUACAGAUCAAAUUGCACUCUGUCAUAUUAUACCAUUAGUAAUGUGAAUAUAUUUCUUUGGGCUAAAAGUUUAUAAGUGAAAAGAAUAACUAGAAGUUUCUUGAG
Actinia tenebrosa (Australian red waratah sea anemone) is the source of this 854-nucleotide messenger RNA. Its product is annotated as threonine synthase-like 2. NCBI's taxonomy places the organism in Eukaryota, Metazoa, Cnidaria, Anthozoa, Actiniaria, Actiniidae. Gene Ontology annotation, molecular function: pyridoxal phosphate binding. Gene Ontology annotation, biological process: 2-oxobutyrate biosynthetic process; dephosphorylation. The record is from RefSeq and is a predicted model, not a curated record.